Molecule: messenger RNA, 2824 nt
Organism: Rhea pennata
Lineage: Eukaryota; Metazoa; Chordata; Aves; Rheiformes; Rheidae
Gene: EXOSC8
Product: exosome component 8
Exons: 11
Coding region: 75-905 (276 amino acids)
Biological process (GO): nuclear mRNA surveillance; nuclear polyadenylation-dependent mRNA catabolic process; TRAMP-dependent tRNA surveillance pathway
Cellular component (GO): nuclear exosome (RNase complex); cytoplasmic exosome (RNase complex)
Molecular function (GO): mRNA 3'-UTR AU-rich region binding
Source: RefSeq, a predicted model, not a curated record
CCGGCCGGCCGCGUCGCGGGGAAGCGCCGCGCCGGAAGGAGACCCGAGCGAGGGGGAGAGACAGCGACGCGGCGAUGGCGACGGCUUUUAAAACAGUGGAACCUUUGGAAUAUUAUAGAAGAUUUUUGAAGGAGAACUGUCGACCUGAUGGAAGGGAGUUAGGUGAAUUCCGGGCAACCACUGUCAACAUAGGUUCAAUUACAACAGCAGAUGGUUCUGCCCUGGUGAAGUUAGGAAAUACUACAGUAAUAUGUGGAGUUAAAGCGGAACUUGCAGCACCUCCAGUAGAUUCUCCUAAUAAGGGAUAUAUUGUUCCCAAUGUAGAACUGCCAUCCCUCUGUUCAACAAGGUUUCGCCCUGGACCUCCUGGUGAAGAGGCUCAGGCAGCUAGCCAGUUCAUUGCAGAUGUGAUUGAAAAUUCACAGAUGAUAGAGAAAGAAGAUCUGUGUAUUGCAAAUGGCAAGCUUGCUUGGGUGUUAUACUGUGAUAUCAUAUGUCUGGAUUAUGAUGGAAACAUUUUGGAUGCCAGUACCUUUGCUUUGUUAGCAGCAUUAAAAAAUGUACAGUUGCCAGCAGUUACGGUAAAUGAAGAAACAGGUUUAUCAGAAGUUAAUUUAAAACAGAAGAAUCCUUUGAUCAUCAGAAAGCAUCCAGUUGCCACAUCAUUUGCUAUAUUCGAUGACACGUUACUGAUUGUUGAUCCAACUGUAGAAGAGGAAGACUUAGCAACUGGAACAGUAACUGUUGUAACUGAUGAAGAAGGUAGACUGUGUUCAGUCCACAAGCCAGGUGGAAGUCCUCUGACAGGAGCCAAACUUCAGGAUUGUAUCACCAGAGCUGUUACAAGACACAAAGAAGUAAAGAAGCUGAUUGACAAAGUGAUAAAAAGUAUACAACCCAAAUGAACAAAAGGCAAGAUCUUUUCAAAAAUGGAUUUGUAAAAAUUGUAUUUGUUACAGUGUUCACAAACCUUUUAUACUAAAUAAACAAAUACCAAUACUACAUUUACAAAGUUCAUUUUUUCUAAAAUGAUUUUCACCCUUAUACUAUAUACAAUGCUGCUGAAUGGUAAAAAAUACAGGAUAAAACAUUCUGUUAAAAAAAUUAAAUGACUUAAGGAAACCAAGCCCUAGCUGCUUUAUAGAUGCUUUGGUUCCCUAAAACAGCUUCAUUUAUUUCAGUGUAACUUCAAAAGUUCAUUUUCCCACCAGCAAUGUAAAACACUGAUUUGUUUUUAAGCUUUCUCCUUUUUAAAUAUAGAAAAUCCCCUUUGAAUCAUUAAUUAUGAGCAAAUGCAAGUCUCAGGAUUUUGGAGGAGCCGGCAUGCCUCUUUUCCUUUUACUUUUUGAGUGGCUGCCUGAAUGCUGUUGAUGUCGUAGGCGAGCUGCUUGUGCUGCUGCUGCUGCCAUAGCCAUUUGAUGCUGCAAGAAUCGCAACUGCUGCCAUGAAAAAGGAGGGAAAAAAAAAAAAAAAAAGCUUGUUAAGAGUUAGCUUUGUAGCUACCUUUCCUCUCAGGAAGAAUGACAGGAAGGGAAAAAUGAAAUAAAUUGAGAGAAAGUACAGGGUUAACAAAAAGGAAUACACCACAUACUGGGGCAAUAAAUACAGUCAAGCAGCACCAGUGGCACAGAAGCCUACUGAGGGUGUAUCAAAUAUUUUAAACAUAUACCUAGUGUUGUUUCUUUGCCUGCCCUCUCAGUUGCAGUAACUGCAGUAACUCAGCAACUUCAGUGAAUCUGUUUGGUUAAGCAGUACAUUUUUAGCAUAGUAUUUCUUUAGUUUAUGUCUUUUCCACAUGUAUCACCUGAAGGAGACUGUGGUAGAAUACUAAGAUCUUCUUUAUAAAGCAUCUGAAUGACAGUAUGCUAAAGGAAUGCUUUGCCAGAGCUACUUUUUCCACGUACUAACUGGAGCUGUGCUACAUUUGAACUUACAGGUGCUUACAGUUCAUGUUGUUAUAUUAUUCUGAAAUCUUAAUGGCACCUGCUAUUUUUUUUUAAUGUGCCACAAGCACUCCUUGAAUGUUAUCAAAUCAGGAAGGUGGAUGGCUUCAAUGAAUAAAAAUAAAUUCAGUGCUCCAAGCUGAGAUAACAACAAAUUCUUAAAUCUUUCAAGAUGUAGUUUGCCAAAAUGUUUUACUGGUUGAGAGACCAUGAAGACAUUAGUAAAAAAAAAUAAAAAAUAAAUAAAUAAAAAAAAAUCUAAGAGGCACAAUUUUUUGGUUUGGAGCUGAGAAUUAUUAUAUUUGUUUUUAAAUGCAGUCAGAGUGAAGUUGCUGGAUUACUUGUAUCUGUUGCUGCUGCUGCUGCAAGGCUUGUUGUUGUUGUUGUAGGGCAGAAGAGAGCUGGAGUCUCUGCUGAGGAAGGCUUUGCUCAGGUCUGUUCAUGGCAGAGCCAAGCUGAGACAACACUAUGAAAAGGAAAAGGGGAAGCAGGCAGGUCAAAGAGGUGAGGUUGAGUUUGCCAGGGUUAGAAAAGGAAGACACAGGAAUAGAAAGUAACAAAAAGAGGAAUCAGUAGAAUUAGUUUCAAAGUAAAAUUGGAAACAAUACAGAAUAAAAUGUGAUAUACAUACUCGGUUAGUUAGAAGGUAAUUAGAUUAUGAAGUGCAUGUAGAGACACAAAAAGAACUUUCUCAUACUGGAUGUUAAGCACAGUUAAAGAAACAUUCCUCAAUGAAGUCUGGCAUGAAAAUUUUCUGUAUUUUCUUUUUGUAUUAAGUGUGACUUACAUCCAUAUCCUUUAAAGAUGAUCAAUUUACUAUGCUUAACUGCUAAACAAAGCAGAGAAGUGCAUGCUUUGAAAGAAACUAUUUCUUGUAUAAU